Messenger RNA from Passer domesticus (house sparrow), 1330 nucleotides. RefSeq names its product GrpE like 1, mitochondrial (gene GRPEL1). Gene Ontology annotation, cellular component: PAM complex, Tim23 associated import motor. Gene Ontology annotation, molecular function: adenyl-nucleotide exchange factor activity; protein homodimerization activity; protein-folding chaperone binding. NCBI's taxonomy places the organism in Eukaryota, Metazoa, Chordata, Aves, Passeriformes, Passeridae. The record is from RefSeq and is a predicted model, not a curated record. The transcript has 4 exons. Gene Ontology annotation, biological process: protein folding; protein import into mitochondrial matrix. The coding region runs from base 89 to 757 and encodes 222 amino acids.
UCGCGGCCGCGUCACUCCCGGCUCUCCCGCCCGCUGAUUGGCGGGGCGCGAGGGGCGGGCCGAGGCGGCCGGCGGGCAGGAAGGCGCCAUGGCGGCCGUGGCCCAGUGCGUGCGGGGAGCGCUGCGCCCGCGCCUCCCGCUGCUGAGCGUGGCGCUGAGAACAUCUCCACGACUGCUUUGUGCAGCAACACAGCAGAAAAAUACUGGCCAGAACUUGGAAGAGGACCAGAGUCAGAGCCAAAGUGAGCAGAAGGUGGAACCCAGCUCUGCUGAAAAGCUGCUAGCUGAAGAAAAGGCCAAACUGGAAGAGCAACUAAAAGAAGUUACUGAGAAGUACAAGCGUGCCUUGGCAGAUGCAGAAAACGUGAGGCAAAGAAGCCAGAAACUGGUGGAGGAGGCAAAGUUAUACGGGAUCCAGAGCUUCUGUAAGGACUUACUAGAAGUUGCAGACAUUUUGGAGAAAGCAACAGAAAGCGUUCCAAAAGAAGAAAUUAAAGAUGAUAAUCCUCACUUGAAGAGCUUAUACGAAGGUCUUGUCAUGACAGAAGUCCAGAUUCAGAAAGUGUUCAAAAAGCAUGGGCUGCUGAGACUGAACCCUGUGGGAGCCAAGUUCGAUCCCUACGAGCACGAGGCGCUGUUCCACACGCCCGUGGAGGGCCAGGAGCCCGGCACCAUCGCGCUGGUUUCCAAGAUCGGCUACAAGCUGCACGGGCGCACGCUGCGGCCCGCCCUCGUGGGGGUGGUCAAAGACGCUUAGCUGCUCGAGCUGAGAGUUACAAAUGCCAUACAACUAUUAAACAGCUGGAUGGUUUUUCUCUCACACCGUGCUUCCCUCGUUCCUCUGCUCCCUGAGAGGUUUAAAUGAGUUGGUUGAGGUUUCCCAGUGAAAAUGAAGUAACCGAUGAAAUUCUCCUGCUUAGUGGCCUUCAACGUCACUGUUCCACAAGCUCUUCUUCAAUGUGAACUACAAGAGCCAUUAAGCCCUCUAAUGCUUUAGAUUAGGUAAUGUUUUUUACAACUAUUGCUCCUGAGAUGGUGAAUUAAAUUGAAAAGAAUGAAAUGCUCACAAGAAAGUUGCAAUUUCAAGUUCAUCACUGCGUGUAGAUUGAAAAUGCAGAUAGUGAUUCAAACACUUCCUUUGGUUUUCUAGAAUCUCACAUUGCAGAAGUGGGUGAUGCAGUACAAAUAACCUGCCUUCUGCAAGCACCCAUCAGCUUUUACACACUGAUGUGAUAAAUGCCCUCUUUUGUCCAUUCAAAAAUAAUCUCAACAACUGCAACUGAAACCUGUGUGAAUUUUGAACUGUAAAUAAAUGGCAAUGGAGAUUAGA